CGAAAAAUUGUCUAUAACUACAACAUAUCGAGCUGAAACAUUUUUCCCGCCAUGAUGAUCAAGAAUCAAUCGGCUUUGAGUACCACACGUCUCAAGCUGGUUCCUCUUGGACCCGAGCACCGUGAGUUCACUAUGCAAUUAGACAUGAAUCCAGAAGUCAUGAAAUACGUUGCCUUUGGUAGGCCGUUUACCAGGGAAGAGGCCAUCCAAGUGCACGACUGGCUUCUAAAUUCCGCAACAUCCAUACCCGGUCUCGGAACCUGGGUCGGUUUCGCAAAUGGCGAAUUUGUGGGCUGGUGGAUACUGGCUGCUAUCCCUAGCAAGGAAAAUCCUGAAAUCUUCAUCGCCAACAAAACCGAGUACGGCUUCCGACUCCUUCCGAAGUUCUGGGGUCAAGGAUACGCAAAGGAGGGUGCGCGAGAAAUGGUCCGACAUGCCUUCCAGGAUCUUGGCAUGACAGAGGUGAUUGGUGAGACUAUGGCCAUCAACCAGGCUUGUCGGGCGGUUAUGGCUGCCUGUGGCUUGAAGCACGUGAACACCUUUUUCAAUAAAUACGACACACCCCCUCCAGGAAUUGAGGAGGGCGAAGUGCGCUAUUCCAUCGCCAAGGAGGAAUGGUUGGCGCUUGGUUCUUAG
Molecule: messenger RNA, 636 nt
Organism: Talaromyces proteolyticus
Lineage: Eukaryota; Fungi; Ascomycota; Eurotiomycetes; Eurotiales; Trichocomaceae
Product: putative acetyltransferase, GNAT family
Exons: 1
Coding region: 52-636 (194 amino acids)
Molecular function (GO): acyltransferase activity, transferring groups other than amino-acyl groups
Source: RefSeq, a predicted model, not a curated record